AUGUCGAAUGAUGCAACAACAUAUAUGGAAGUUGUUACUGAGAGUCAUAAGGCCAUGGAAUUGAUCAAGAGUCAUGAACUAGAGAAAGCUGAAGUACCAUUACGUGAUAUACUAGAGCGUACAUCUAGUGCUGGAUUUGAUCAAGUAUCCAUAGCGUUAACAAAGCACGAACUUGGUAGUGUCUUACGGCGUUUAGGAGCGUUAGAUGAAGCACUGGAGCUCUUGACAGCGGCAUUCAAAGUACGUGAUUGUACAGAUAAAGCUGCAGGUAUUACGAUUGCACUAAGAGAUGGCAAUCUGACACGCGAUGAGAUUGGUAAAGUAUACGAGGCCAUGGGUGAUUAUACUAAAGCACUAGACAUUCGACAACCGGGUACACGUAUCUGCAGUAACGAAACGUGUGAGGCACUUGACUAUACAGACAAUGAACUACAUGCCUGUAGUCGUUGCAAGUGUGUCUUCUACUGUGGGAAAAUAUGUCAAUGGCAAGAUUGGAAGACCCGUCAUAAAUCAGUGUGUCAGGACGUGUCAUGA
This is a messenger RNA of Peronospora belbahrii, 534 nucleotides long. The record is from the annotation of a GenBank genome assembly. NCBI's taxonomy places the organism in Eukaryota, Oomycota, Peronosporomycetes, Peronosporales, Peronosporaceae.